GUUGCACGCUCUUUCAUCAAUAGUUGCAGGAACAUCCUCUUCGACAAGCUUCAGUGCGUAUUCGCACAGUUCGUCAUGUUAUAUCACGCUAGUUCGCUUAGCCCAGUACCGAAAAUGAAAGUUAGGUUACGAGAUACCAUCCGUGAUGCAAAAGUUUGAAAUAUAGAAUCUGAACUGAGGUACUAACAACGAUAAACUUUAUCAGUGGUCAAAGUAAACUAUGUAACGAAUGUUCUUGGUCAGUUUUGUGUGGUAAACUGUUGAGAAGUGAAACAGUUUAAAACAUCGACAUUAGUGACUAGUAAAAAUAUUUAUAAUGCGCAUUAAGAAUAUAACGAUUUAGGAAGACACAAAAUCCAUUACUGUAACGUGAAUGAGCGCGACGAUUAUAUGUUACCUUAUGAUGUUAGCAGACGACGACACCGCCAAAAUUUGCUACCGGAGAAACCUUGACCUGACGUGUCGUUAUAUUCUAUUUCACUAACGAUUUGUAUGAAUGCUGUCACUUGAAAUGCAUUGUAGAAUAUUUUGACGUGAUAUGACAUGACGGCGGGUGUGAAUUGGCCUUUGCGCACCUCAUUUAAGAAAUUGAAAGUAAUGACUUUCGUUUAGUGAUAGAAUCAUGUACUGCUCAGUGACCAAUGUCCUAUAUCUUUUCAGUCGUUUGUUAUUUCUUGUAAUACUGCGGAAGGAAAUAGACUGACAACUUUUAAAAAUAAAAUAUAGUUUCCUUUUAGCGAUUGUAGGGAAAUUCAUUUUGCAGAGUUGCACAGAUUGCUACCGUAACAGAUGACAUUUGUCAGCUGGGAAGAGUGAAAAAUGUUUUGUAUCGUUCGUGUAUGACAUUCUGUUGCUUAAGACAAUAAUUUAAUUAGCGUGUGUUUGGAUCAUAAAAUUUUGUUACCAGAUUUUGACGUGAUAGCAUUACUUCUUCUAAUACCGUAAUGGUAAAGAGAUUUUCGUCGGCCCAACGAAAUCGAGGAGUGAAGGUGAAUUACAAGUGGAGAACAUACAGUGUUGAAAGUUCGUGAUUAAAUCUACAAAUAAUUAGUGGAAAUGAUUUACUAUUACUUUCGUGGUGGGUGUAAUUAAAUUGCCAUGUCUCACUAUGGACAAGAUAAUGACAAACAAGCCAGCUCUCUUAUGGAUGGGGUUCCUGUUAAAAUAAGUGAAAAAUACAAGCCACCAAGAAAAAUCACCCUACCUGUUGGCUAUCAGAACAGAGUGCCUCUAGCCUCAGUGGAUGAAGUGUAUGACUUCUCUUUAGAAAAUACUGUGCUUAGAAAGAUUGCAGAAUGGAGAAAACUGCAAGAACAACUUGUAUCCAGGAGGAGGGAAAACAUCAAACAACAUAACGCUGAAAAGAAAGACGUAAGUUCAAAGGGAGAAACAGACUGGAAUGUCCCAGCAACUGUUUCUACAUCAGUGAGUGUUACAGCUAAUAGUGCUGAUGCUUCCACCUCACAUUGCCACCAACAGCAGCAGCAGCAACAACAACAACAACAACAACAACAACAGGCUUCACAACAGCAACAACAACAAGUACUACAACAAUAUGCAUCAAUACUUACCCCAGUUCCCAUUAGCAUGCCCCUCAGUACAACUACCCAUCAUAAAAAUCACUCUCACCACUUCAAUCUGUCAGAUUUUGAAACAGACACUUCAGACCCUUUUGAUACAGUUGAAUUAAAGACAAUAAAUGAUAUGGAGGAGUUGGCUCAUGUUCUUCAGCCAACAAUACCAGUAACAAGUACUGUGCCUAAUUGUUACACUUUGCCCUACAACUCUUCCCAACACUUUGGAAUGGUGGUGGAAAGCAAUAAGGACUCUGUUAUACUACCACAUCUGAAUGGCCUCACAGGUUAUCGAAUGAUGAGGGAAGGGGGUUUCGCAACUUUACCGGUCCAACAGAAGAGUAGUGCUAAUGUCAACUACCCUAAUUUAUGGGGUGACAGUUAUAAUGAAGCAACAACUAACCAGCGAUCCUCCCAGCAGGAUGGUGCUGGCUACGGUGCUCUGUCUAAAAGUGUGCCAGAUAUUAUGAAAGAACUUGAUAGAGAACUGAAAGAAAAACGAAGAGGACCAACACCACCUACAGUAAUGUCAAGCAGACCAGCAAGUCUUGGUUCCACAGGAUUAGAGAACUGGAAACCUUGGCCAGAUUUGGAUAGCCCAGACCAGUCUGCGGCUUUGAAGACCACUAACAAAGAAAAAUGUGCGUGCCCACUACCUAAUCCAUUUGCUGAACUCAGUGUUGAAGAACAAAAUCUUGCCAUACACAUAAGUGAAAUGGGUUUUCCUUUACCACGUACAGCAAGAGCUUGUCAACUCGUGGGAAGUGAUGAUAAGAAGAUGGUUGAGUUCCUGUUAUUGGUGCAAGCACUGGAGGAGAGAGGGUAUCCAGGAGAUAGGGCAGAACGAGCACUGACGGUGAAUGAAUGUGAUCUGAAAGAAGCUGAACGUUGUUUGGAGGCCACAACACAGCUUCUUGACCUAGGAUUUCCUGAGGACCGUGUUGCCGAAGCUCUGGCAAAGUGUAACAAUGACAGAGAUCAGGCACUUGAACAUCUUAUCUCAUAAAAAAGACAGUCAAAACCUGCAGGUGAAAUGAAAUGUUGCUACUGCCAACCUCAUUGUGUAUUUCACUUGCAUAAUUGCUUUAAUGGUACUGAAGUAUAUAAUAAAUGGGGCAAAUCGUUUGUGGAUACUCUGUUUUUAAAAAGUUUUACUUAAUCACGUACUAUAUAAGUGGACUGCUAAAUGGUGGUAGUAUAGUGGCAAGAUCACUAGAAGUGAACCCAAAGACAUCAGAGAUAUGAAAUAAGACUUUCAGUCCCUAAGAGGUUCAUUAGUUCCUUUACGAAUAAUUUUUGUUCCUUGUGAAAGUAUGCAUAUAAGCUAUACAGCAGAAGAAGUGUUGAUGUACUCUGAUAUUGCCAGAAGAAUGGUGUGACAAAUGAAGUAAAUAUCUGAAAUGAUUACCACAGUAUCACUGAAGAUAUUUGUGAUAGUGUUAUGCAAAUUUAGUCUUUGCAUGAAUACUUAUACUGCUUUCUUUAUAUGUGUGUAAAGAUCUUUCACUGUUUUCCUGUUCUCUAGAAAUAUUAUUUUCAUAUGUUUUAAUUUAUUGUACAAUGUGUAUUCAUAACCACUGAAACAACUGGAAGUGUUAAGGUUGCUCCUUUGAUUAUAGUCAAUGUUUGUCAUACAACCAGUGUCUGGUGUCAAUAUUCCUACACACACACACACACACACACACACACACACACACACACACACACACACACAAAAUUUGUUAUGAUGUUUUAUUAAUGUAUUUAAUCUUUUUUCUUUCCUUAGAGAAAAAUACUAGUCAGCCCUCUUUCACAUCCAGAUUGCUUGUGUUUGACAUCCAUGUUGCAAAGGUGGUGUGAUGUGGAUCCUUUUUUAUGAUUGUGGCUACAUUUUAACUACUGGCCAUUUUGGAUCAAUAUUAAUAUUACUUCCUUUGUAAUUAUACCAAUUUACCUUCAAUGUAAUUUUUAAAUACGCAGGCGUCAAAGUAUUUGUGUUGCACAGUGACAUUUUAUACCUUUUAUAUUUUUCAGAAAAUUUAAUUUAUAUAGGUUACUGUUUUCACAAGCGGUGGUGUUAUCAACACAGAAAGGGUAGAGAUGUGUCAUGUUCAUGUCACUGCUCUUCUUCAAAGUUAUGUACUGUUACUAUCAUCCCUUUUCUGAAAAGGGAUCAGAAUCUGCUACUGGUACUACUUAACUGACAGUAUUUAUAAUAAUCUGAAAUGUGCUUUUACAAAUUGUUUAAUUAUCUCUUUUUGUGCAAUGAAUUAUUGCAAAAAGUAAGAAGGAUGUAGGUUGGUACCUUAUACUGUCCCGUCUGCGUCUGUAGCAUGUACUGCUUAUUCCUUUCCAGAGGAUAAUGUGAUACCCACUGGGACUGAAUCCUACCUUUUGAUGAGGCACGUAAACUCAUUUGAUUGUGUUUGAUUUGCAGGAAGUGUACGUAUCUUGGCAAAUAUCUUACUACAUUCAUCUGUAUGUCAUGACUGUAGUUCCAGCUUUUGGCAUGUUUAUAACAAUUUUUGUAUCUGUUUUGGAUCCUUUUUAGAGUGGAUCACUAAUAUGACAAAUUUCAUUGUUUUCUGUGUCAUUGCCUUUCACCCUCUUACAAAGUUUAAAAGCGCAUUUUAAUUUCAUCUGAACCUAGAAAUUAUAAAGGCUUAUUACAUGAUGAGAAGCGUCCACAUCUAAGUCCAUAUAAAUAACAGAACAUAAGUUUCACCAACUAUAAAAUAAUUUUAUUCUUUAAUUAGUUGUCCGGUGGUCUUGGAGUGAAAAGGAAUCUAUUAGCACAGUAGGUAGUGUUUAGUUGCUUGGUUGUUUUCAUAAAGUAGGUUUGUAUUCUGUUGUUAAGAUGAAAUCACAAAAACUAAUGACACCUGGCUUGAAAUGUGCUGUUAACUUGCUUUUGCAGAUUGUUGAGAUACUCGUCAGCAGUUUAUGCGUUCCAUGCAUUAAUAGGUAAAAGCUGAUGGAAAAAAGACAUUAAAAAGUUGAAAACUUAGUCAUAAUCACAUCUCAUUUCUAUCCUGUUAUCUAAAUACAUACUACACAUCUCCUAUGAAGUUCAUUGCACCAUGUGUUUGCAUUUCUUUCUUGCUUUGUUGAAGCAAAUGUCCAGUUGCUUAGUUACAUCUAGUUUCAGGAUGGUUGUGACUUUUCUCUGUUUCUUUUCUUCACCACUCCCUUCUUUUUCUUAUCCUUCCCUUCUACUGAAAUACAAGAUGCAGUUGUUUGGUUUCAAUUAAUUUUACUGAAGAUGAUACACCAUUCAAAAGAGAGGGAACCCAAAUGAAGGAAAGAAAAAAAAUCACAUCAAAUUUUGGUUCAUAUAAAAGACUUGCUAUAAGUAUGCUUGUUGUGCAGUUCUUAACAUUCUGGCAUUUUAUAACAUAUAAGACCUUUUUUCGCUGUUCCUUUUAUUUCUUCCUUGCCUUGUCAGUGAUCAUGUGCUCACACAAACACUUCUGGAUACGCUUAAAAAUCUAAUAUUCUUCGAUUGUGUCUUUUAUUAUGGUCAUUUUCAAGCAUUUUGUUUUACUUGCUGUUUUGAAAGUUUUUGUUGCUUUCUUGUUAAACAAGGAUGUGCAGGGAAAGGUAAUGAAGUAGGUGUAGCAAUACUCGGAAACUGUUACUGAAUGUUGCUUUUGUUUUGCAGUCUUUUUCUGUAAAGGACAUUAUAUGUGUAGAGAGAGAGAGAGAGAGAGAGAGAGAGAGAGAGAGAGAGAGAGAGAGAGAGUCAGUUAAAAUGUUAUAUCAUGUUUUUGCUUUGUGACUGUUGGUAUUAGUCUUUUCUGAUUUUUGUUAAACAGCCACGGUUCAGGCAUGAUCAGUAAAGUUACUGUAUUAUUACUCUGUGGAAUGAACUAUGUUUGAUAAUGUUGCUCUAUGUAAGACUGCUGAACUGAUUCUCAGGUUGUGUUACUUGUGCACUGAAAAGGAAAUUAUUUCUCAUAAAGUUUAGAAAGACAAAUGAAGUAAUAAUUUUAAAAUUAUUUAAUUUAGCAUUAAGCUUGUGAUAAUUGUGUUUCAUAAGCUGCCCAAAUUUCAUUUAAUGUUUUAAGUCAGCAGAGAGUGUUUGAAGCAACUUAAACUUGUGUACGCGAGAGGUUUCUCUCUUUAGUAAUAUGUGGUAUGUGGGACAUAGAGUGAAAAAGAAUUUAAAAGUGGUGAAAAGCAUAACCAUCAUUGUAUUAGAAGUUCCUACUGUUUAAUCCAUUCCUGUAAAGUGUGAUAAUAUGUUGUGUUCAUACCAUCAGAUUAGUAUAUAACUCCACUUUCCUGCAAUCUGAUGCACUAGCAAAUUAAUAGUAUUUAUUGGUCCAGAAAAAAAAUGCUUCUGACAAAAAGACUGCAUAGACAUAGUGACACUGAUGCACUUGUAACAGUCUGUUUGAUAUGUUACUUUGUCAUGUUAAAGAUGUUGAGUGAUUACCAUUGCAUUUAGAAUUUGUCUUUUUGCAUUUAGAAUAUUCUUCUGAAUGAAUAAAAACAUGGUGAAAAUAAGAAUGAUCAACAAAUUCUAACAGGAAUGGAUCAAAGAGAACAUAUAGUAUUCAUUGCAUGUAUUCACAAUUUAUCUUGUGGAUUUUUGAGAGAACAGUUUGAUGAUGUUCAGUACAAGAGGUAAUCUCUUGUUACAAUUUAAUGUUGUUAGUCAAUUCAUAACUGCAGCUGUGAUAUUUUCUAUGGGAGAUAGUGGUCGGCAUUAAGUUAAUGCUGAAAAUGGAAUUCGGUGUACUUAUAAGAAUUUUGUAAACAGUUUUAUAUAAAUGGUGAAGUUGUCAUUGCUGUAACAAUAUGUUACCAUAGCUUAUGUGCUAAAGUGUUAUUGUGCACAUUGUAUUAUUUUGAUAAGUUGAAUGGAAGGCUAAAUAAGCCUGGUUUAAAAUAUAUUAUGAUAGGGGAACAGUCAUUAGAUCUGUGUCAGAAUGUCAUGCUGAUUUUUGAAACUGCAGAAAAUUUGCACCAUUGUCAGUCAUUACAUUUUUUCCUCUCUUACAGCUUCCUUUACGUCAUUCUGGCAUAUGGGAUACAUCAUAUCCCAUGCAGAUUUUGGACUGUUUCUCUGUCUCUGCGUGUUAAAACUGGCAAUACUUAGAGUAUAUAUAUGUCAGUACAGAUAACCAACUAUAAAAGCUUGAGCUGACUUCAUUAGUGUAAAUAUUCCAUCAAGGAUCUAUGUUAAUCUUGUAAGUAAUGAAAUAGCAAAGACUUGUUGGCCUUUGUAAAGUUGCUUGAUGCUUGUGAUUCUGUCAGAGCCUUUGAAUGUCUGCAAAUGUGUAAUCUGAAAAAGAGAUAUAUAUAUAUAUAUAUUUAUCACUUGGUGAACUAA
Molecule: messenger RNA, 6891 nt
Organism: Schistocerca gregaria
Lineage: Eukaryota; Metazoa; Arthropoda; Insecta; Orthoptera; Acrididae
Product: ubiquitin-associated protein 1-like
Exons: 5
Coding region: 1099-2580 (493 amino acids)
Biological process (GO): ubiquitin-dependent protein catabolic process via the multivesicular body sorting pathway
Cellular component (GO): ESCRT I complex
Molecular function (GO): ubiquitin binding
Source: RefSeq, a predicted model, not a curated record